AUGGUGGGCUCAAGUGGCGCGGCAGUGCGCGAGGUUCGCGUAUCGGGAGACAUUUAUCGUAUGAUCCAAAGAGAUGUAAAUUUACUAUAUUCAGGGCUAGAGAUACUUCGUGCGCAGAUGCGCUUCCCAUCCUUCGCACCCGUGAACGUGCCCAUGGUAUUGGUGCUGGGCAAUCAUUCGUCGGGCAAAAGCACCUUCAUCAAUUACAUGUUGGGUCAAAACGUGCAAAAGACCGGACGUGCGCCAACAGACUGCAUCUUCACGAUAUUAGUAGGUGGUUCAAGAGACGAGCGGCUUGAUGGCGCGGCGCUUGUCAGACAUGCACACUUCGGUUUUGGAGAUGUGGAGCGUCUUUUCGGCCAUGAGUUCGUGUCCCAGGUGGAGCUUAAAGUAGUCGCUAGAAGCAAGCUAUUGGAUGAUAGUGGGCUUAUGAUAGUGGAUUCGCCAGGCAUGAUCGACCCGCCCGGCAAGCUCUUGGAUCGCACGGACAAGGAUCGGGGGUAUGACUUCAAACAGGUAGUGCAGUGGUUCGCGUACCGCGCUGACGUGAUCCUUGUCAUGUUUGACCCGGACAAACCUGGUACGACGUUUGAGACACUGGACGUGCUUACCAGUUGUCUGCAGGAUAUGAGUAGCAAAGUUUUACUGAUUCUCAAUAAGGUAGACGACUUUCAGACUGUACACGACUUUGCGCGCGCGUACGGAGCGUUGUGCUGGAAUUUGAGCAAAAUCAUUGGACGCAAGGAUCUGCCAUCAAUUUACACUAUGUAUGUCCCACGAGAUAAGCGAGAAAGUCUGCCAGUACAAGAAAGUGGACGGUUGCAACUCGAUUUGUCUAAAAUGCUGGAGCAUGAAUUUGAUGGGAUCCGUGGUGAAGUGAUUUGUGAAGUAGAGCGGGCGCCUGAUCGCGCUACAGAAAAUGUUUUGAAUCUGCUCAACGCAACGGGGUUGAGACUCAAAAUGCACAUGACUUUGGUUGAUUCUUGCAAGAAGGAGUACUUGGACCUACUCUUUUUCUGGAAACGCGCGCAAAUUGCGGUAAUUGUGUCAAGUGUAGGCUUUAUUGCACUAUAUUUGAUUCGCACGGUGAGAUUAGGGGUCCCCUCGGAAAACUUGUCGGGUAAAGCGAUGAUGCUGUCAGUAUCUCCAUCGUCUUCAUCUGUAUCUUCAGGUGCAACCUCCGUUGAGAACUGUGGUGCUGACCGUACAAGAUGGGAAAAUAAUUGGUCCAUGCAAGUUGCGCGAUCUAAGUCUUUGUUUAAAUUAAACACGUUCUUGAAGAUCCUAUUUUCGUCUUGCGCCUCAAACCUUGCGCUAUGGAAGGCGUCAGUUAUAAACUUGAAGCGUAAGCGUGAGAGCGUGCUGAAAUGGUUGCCGCAAACAUUCCGCCGGGUUUAUAGGCCUUUACUCUGCAAAUCUGACCGUUCACAUGACGACAUUAUGACGCAAUGGAAUUCUGUUCGGCCUGGUUUGGAGCUAGCUUUGUCAUCCACGCCACUCGAGGAAUUUCCUGCUAUAGAUGCGUUGCACAAGACAUUUUUAGAUGAUGUACUUCAUCUGCAUGUCCCUAGACUGGACCGCUGUGUUCGCGACCGUACGGGAUACGACCAUACCAACAUGCUCUUUAAGUACGAUAAUAUUGCGAUUGCAAAGCAAAGCAAACACCCACAAAAUAAUUGGCACUUUACUGCUCCACUUGGUCGUCAUUUGCGUCAAGCAACUUGUCGAUCUUCUCGAACUCCUUCUCAAGAGCUAACAAAUUUGCGCAAAUUGGGCGAAAGCUUCAGCGAAUUUACCCCACCGCGGUCGUCUCCGACAAGUAUCAGUGGAUCACGGGAACCGAAAGCCACGUCAAACACAUAA
Molecule: messenger RNA, 1863 nt
Organism: Plasmopara halstedii
Lineage: Eukaryota; Oomycota; Peronosporomycetes; Peronosporales; Peronosporaceae
Product: rme1-like gtpase atpase without a c-terminal eh domain
Exons: 4
Coding region: 1-1863 (620 amino acids)
Source: RefSeq, a predicted model, not a curated record